UAAAGAUCUUUAUCGAGUCUAUAAAUACUGAAAAGAGAGCAAAAUACAGAGCCAACCAUGGUUAGCCCGAGAAUGAUCACAUUCUUCCUCUUCUUAACCAUCAUGCAUCAUGGUGAAUCGGUCUCUACUGUACCGGUAUCAAAACCUCACGGUUUGGAAUCCUCAUCCACCGGAGGUUUGCUUCAAGAUAAUGGGGUUCGGGCCGCUUAUUGGCCUUCAUUUACUGGAUAUCCUGCUUCUUCCAUUGACACGUCAUAUUUCUCUCAUGUUUACUACGCGUUCGUUCUGCCGUCUCCCACAACUUACGAAUUAGACAUCACGUCCUAUGAUGUUGACAAGCUACUUGAGUUUACAAACGCAACGGGUGGUUGGAAUCCGCCUGCGAAGACUGUGUUAUCCAUUGGCGGCGGCGGAGGUGGUUCUUUACCUGAAACCUUCUCUCAAAUGGCUAGCCAAGAGUAUUCCCGUGCUAGUUUUAUCAAUUCAACCAUUAAAGUAGCUCGAGAUUACGAAUUUGACGGGAUCGACCUUGAUUGGGAGCUUCCAUCAAAUGAAUCUGAUAUGUCGAACCUUGGUUUGUUGUUUAGGGAAUGGCGUGAGGCACUCGAAUACGAAGCCAACGAGACCGUAAGACCCCGCCUCAUUUUGACUUCAGCCAUCUAUUAUGCCUCGAUCAUUUCCUUUGAUGGUCCACCUCGAUCAUACCCAAUCCAAGCCAUAAGUCAAUAUGUCGAUUGGAUUAGUCCAAUGUGUUUUGGUUAUCAUGGCAAUUGGGAAAAUUUCACGGGAUCGCAUUCGGCAUUAUACGACCCGUCCACGAAUCUCAGCACAGAUUUCGGUAUCGGGUCUUGGAUUCGAGCAGGUGUGCCUCCCGAAAAGAUUGUCAUGGGGCUAGCAGCCUAUGGACCGACAUGGUCAUUGCAGAACCCGAAUGCCAACACCAUUGGAGCCGCGACAACAGGCACGGGCCCUGGAGGCGGCAUAUUAGUCUACUCUCAAGUUAUUGAUUUCAACCAGGCCAACAACGCAACAGUUGUGUUCGACAACAUAAGCAUUUCCUAUUAUUCGUAUUCAGGAGAUUCGUGGAUCUCAUACGAUGAUGUUGGAUCAAUUGAAUCGAAGGUCCAUUAUGCACGAGCUCGAACCCUAGCCGGGUAUUUCUUUUGGGCGCUAGGCCAAGACUCGGAUUGGGUUAUUUCGAGUGCAGCUUCACAAGCAUGGUCAAACUGA
Messenger RNA from Cynara cardunculus var. scolymus (artichoke), 1230 nucleotides. Its product is annotated as class V chitinase-like. Lineage: Eukaryota; Viridiplantae; Streptophyta; Magnoliopsida; Asterales; Asteraceae. The coding region runs from base 58 to 1230 and encodes 390 amino acids. The record is from RefSeq and is a predicted model, not a curated record. Gene Ontology annotation, molecular function: chitin binding; chitinase activity. The transcript has a single exon. Gene Ontology annotation, cellular component: extracellular region. Gene Ontology annotation, biological process: carbohydrate metabolic process; chitin catabolic process.